Molecule: messenger RNA, 1383 nt
Organism: Pseudocercospora fijiensis CIRAD86
Lineage: Eukaryota; Fungi; Ascomycota; Dothideomycetes; Mycosphaerellales; Mycosphaerellaceae
Exons: 1
Coding region: 1-1383 (460 amino acids)
Source: RefSeq, a predicted model, not a curated record
AUGGCUCCAAGCUCUAGCUCUGACUCUGACACCAGUGAUGGCUCGUGGUCCGACUUGACCAGUGAUGCACAGGAGACCUGGAAUGAGAUCGCACCAGUCUUCGAGAACCUGACUCUCGACCAACUCAUCAACAGUACCGGUCGUAUUUCGUGGUCUGCGGACUCGCUUCGCACUCUUUACAAGUUCUGCUCUCAGCAUCAAAUCUCUGCUCGCAAUCUCCCAUCUCCAGAGCUGCUGUCUGACUUGCUCAAGCUGCUCGGAGCGCCUCGCACCGAUGCUACAGCUUACACCAACGCCGCCAAGCGCACCGUGUCUGCACUCACGACUCGCAUCAGUCAACGCAAUCCGGCGCUGACGGAGUCUCAGGGCUCAGGGGGACUUUGGAAAUGUGUCUGGGCGGGCUGGAGUAAGCGCUGGUUUGAGAAGGAGGAUUGGAACGGAGACAUUUCCAUGCCUGCAGAUGUCACAGCCGCCGAGGGAUUGCCACGUAAAAGCAUUCCUCGGCGUCAUGUUAUGGGCGAGAAGGCUCUGCUCAAUGCCCUUGUCGCGUUCCAGGCUCCUCGUCUUACCGCGAUCCGAACUGGCAAUCACCCAGGAGGUCACCGUGACUCCAGUCACGCUGACCUCACUGCACGCAUCACAGCCCUCGAAGGAGAAAAGAUAGCCCUUGAAGAGCAGAACUCAGGCCUUACGACGCAGAACGCAGAUAAGAUUGAAACUCUUGAGCGUGAGAAGGCAUCUCUGGAGGCGCGCAUGUCAAGCCAGAACACCACGAACGACACCCGGAUCUCAGGCCUUACUGGUCAAGUGGCAGGUCUCAAGCGCCAGAACACAACGCUGGAGAAGGCACUUAAGGAUCAGAAAGCGACAUCGACGGCUCAGUUGGAAAUGGAUCUCGCUCUCUCGAGGGCAAAGAACUCCGACCUCCAGAAACAGCUGGCAGCAGCCAAGAGCAAGUCUACCUACAGCUCCAGCUCCAGCCUCUCCAACCACAUCGCAGUCCUCAAAGCGGAGAUGACGGCCAAAGUCCAGAACCUCCAGGCGGAGAAUCAGGUGCUCAAAGAGAAAGAAGAGCUGGAAGCUGAGAAGAGCCAGGAAAUGUAUGCCAAUCUUCUCCGUCAGGAUGAGAAAGUCCGCUUUCUCGCGCAGGAGACUAAGAAGCUGAAUGCUGAGCUGGAGAUGUACCGUAACCGCCGUGAUUCAUCCACCCCGGUGCCAACCACGCCUCUCGCUCCGUCUCGAUCGCACGGGAAGGGAAAGAUGGUGUUGCCGGAUGAUGGGAAUGAUGAUGCCUCGCCGCUUGAUUACCGGAGCUUCAACACGAACGUUCAUCCCCUGCCAUCGCCAACGCCAUCGUAUGAUGGCGGAUGGGAUGCACUUUGA